CCAUUCGCCGACGAAGGUGACUCAACUAAGGGCGAAACUGCAGUUCAUAUCCGUAUACAGCAGCGAAAUGGUCGCAAAACGUUAACGACGGUCCAGGGAAUUCCCGACAAAUUUGAUAAGAAACGCAUCUUAAAGGCUUGCAAGAAAGACUUUGCCUGUAAUGGCAAUGUCGUCGAACAUGAACAGUACGGUGAGGUCCUCCAACUACAAGGUGAUCAACGGGACCACAUUGCUGAAUUUCUCAAAAAGUACAAUCUUGUGAAGGAGGAUCAAAUCAAAAUUCAUGGAUUUUGA
Molecule: messenger RNA, 294 nt
Organism: Dibothriocephalus latus
Lineage: Eukaryota; Metazoa; Platyhelminthes; Cestoda; Diphyllobothriidea; Diphyllobothriidae
Source: the annotation of a GenBank genome assembly